AUGAGUCAAGAUAUUCACCCCAGUGCUUUAACAAUUCAAGCUGUUCUGUGGAUACUCUGCGUUUCCAAGAAAACAUCACGUAGGGACCAUUUGCCUCUGAGACGGGCACUCACCGGUGUUACCACGGAGCUCGCGGCGGUAUUUGAACAGAAGCAGACUCUGGGGAAGAGACAGCUCUGUCUGCUCAUGAUCAGAGACAGGGGAUGCUGAGCUGAUACUAGUGCACUGGACUCAACGCCACACCGGGACGUAACUUCCUGCUGUAAUGUCGCAGUGGACAGAUUAAUGCGGUUUGGAAUGAUAUGGAGGAUUUCAGAACAUAAUAUUUUAUGAGAAAUGCUACAGGAGAAGGCCUCAGCUGUGGCUGAUGAAGGUAUGACCGUGGCCCAGUCGGGUGGGCGUCCUGAGCUUGCCAGUGAUUCCUCGCAUUUGGGCCUGCCUACAACUCCCAGCAUUCCCCAGUACAAUGAGCCUGACCAGAACAUUGAAAACAUCAAAGUGGUUCUUCAUGACAGGGAACUAUGGAAGAAGUUUCACGAGGCCGGAACCGAGAUGAUCAUCACCAAAGCAGGCAGGCGAAUGUUUCCAAGCUACAAAGUUAAAGUCACAGGAAUGAAUCCCAAGACCAAAUACAUCCUUUUAACUGACAUUGUUCCAGCUGAUGACCAUCGGUAUAAGUUCUGUGACAACAAGUGGAUGGUGGCAGGAAAAGCAGAGCCUGCCAUGCCUGGAAGACUCUACGUCCACCCAGACUCUCCUGCAACAGGGGCCCAUUGGAUGAGACAGCUGGUCUCCUUUCAAAAGCUGAAGCUCACAAACAACCACCUUGAUCCAUUCGGGCAUAUCAUCUUGAACUCAAUGCACAAAUACCAGCCCAGGUUACACAUUGUGAAGGCUGAUGAGAACAAUGCCUUUGGCUCCAAGAACACGGCCUACUGCACUCACGUCUUCCAUGAGACAGCUUUCAUCUCUGUGACAUCCUAUCAGAACCAUAAGAUCACCCAGUUAAAAAUUGAGAACAAUCCUUUUGCCAAAGGUUUCCGUGGCAGCGAUGAGGGUGAUUUGCGUGUGUCUAGAUUUCAAGGGAAAGAUUACCCUGUGAUUUCUAAAAACAUGGUCCGGCAGCGGCUUAUCUCAUCACACGGCCAUCUGUCAGGAAAACUGGGUGCAGGUGUGGUGAGCAGCCACCCGCAGGGGGUUUCACACUAUCAGUAUGACAGUGGCGUCUCUCACUCAGAUUCCCAGGAAGCUCUCUCUAACUCCUUCCCAUCUAGACGGGAAUCCAGCCUUCUUUACCACUGCUUCAAGCACAGAGACAACACAAGGCAUUUGGAACUGGGAUGCAAACGACCCUAUCUUGAAUCAGCAUCUGCAGUUACAGAUGAGCACUAUUUCCGCUCCGCUCCAUCCUACGAUCCACCCCUGCUGUCCCACCCAUACUGCAGCGAGGCGUUGGGCUCUAGAGAGACAUGUAUGUAUGGAGGAAUGGAGGGAGAGGCAGGUGGCACAGUGGGUGCCGAUGAUCUCCCGGCCCCCUCCUUGAACUGCAAUAUGUGGGCGUCAGUGCAGCCGUAUCCUCGUUACAGCAUGCAAACUGUGGAGGCUAUGUCUUACCAGCCCUUUCCUGCCCACUUCAACAGCACAGUCUCCGUUCCCUCUGUGGUUCCCCACCACUCACCGUCCAUGCAGCAUCCACAUCCAGCACCUCCCGACCUAGUCACAUUUACCACACAGCGGGUGUUGCCACCAACACCAUCUUCAGCUUCUUCCUCCCCCUCUGUCCCUGCCCCCUGUGAUACAGCACAUUCCUCGCUGUUUCAUAGGAAGCCGGGAUCGCCGUUACGUUCACAAAGGGAUUUCGCUGGUUAUCUGACCCACAGCCCCACUUCAACACGAGAACCAACCUAUCAAUACCAAACGGGGCUCUGCAGUGUUGGGCCACACUGGACUGACAGUUAAAGAGUGGCCCACAGCACCAUCUUCAACUGUAUUCCUCUUCAGCUAAGAGCAACAAACUCUCUCUGAACAACAACUGCAAUGAGAUUAUUUUUACGUAGAACAAUGAUACGAAAUUGUAAAGCAAAACCCAUAAAUCUAUUUAGCCUAAUAGUAUUGGAAGCCCACAAUUUGUGGCACUGUGUAUUUAUUUAAAUUUAAGAUAUGACUAGAGUUGCAGUUCAUGUGCGGGUAGUGAAGCCAAGCACAAACACGUACCUAAUGCACUAUUGUUAGAAUUAAAGGGAUAGCACAGUCAAAAAUAAAAAAAAUAUUAUUUGAGGAUGAAAGUUGAUCAUAAAAGUUUGCAAUGCCAUGAGGGCAAGCAAACAAUGACAAAAUGUCAUUUUUGGGUGAACUGUCCUUUUAAGUUGAACCUUUUCAGUGCUGACUUUUUGUAUGAAGCACAAAAUGUGUGUGUGCCAAUUGAAAUUGUGCUCUGUCUGGAUUAUAUUGAGAAGUUUAGUUGUUAGUUAACCUAAACAGCAGCCAUCUUCCUCUUCAAAUGUUAGUGUGUCAAACCCGUGCCAAGCCCAAGAUGGGUUGGAGUUAUUUUCUGGGUGUUAAGAGAUCCUUAUUAUUUCCUAUUAACGCAAUAAAGUUUUAAACAAAAAGUUUUUAUAUUACAUUUAAAUGGAAUUGCUAAUGUACUGAUGCUAUGCAAUUGCUAAUACAUCUUUGUAAUGCAAUCACAACAAUGAAGCUAUUAUAUAUUAAAACACUUGAACCUCUACCAUAAUCAAAUAAUCAAAUGAUAUUUGUGACAAAAAACAAACAAACAAACAAACAAACUAGACUUACAUCUUAGAUUAAAGUGGGCUUGGAUUGGCUCCGAUUCUUUCCCUCCAUUUCUGUUGGACGGUGUCUGUAAAUGGAGUGUUGGGCAAGCUGAACAAUAUGUGUUAGAAGAGAAAUGUUUGACUUGUGAGUCUGGCACCAAAUCAUUGUCCAAAUUUGUUCAAUCAGUGCAAUGUGACAUCAGAGAAUUCCUUGCAACCAGAUGGAAGCUUUAAAAGUGAUCAUUAAGAGAGGAAUAAAGAAGAACAGAGAACUCAUCUGAAGUCCAAAACUCAACUGGCUGGGUUGGAAAAUCCUUAAGAGGUCAACAAUGUAAAACAGACUCAAAGAGAAUGUGGUAUCACUGGUAAGCACUGCGGUUCUAAUUAACGAAAACAGGAUGUGUUAAGGGUAGCAUAGUGGUGAAUGUACUCGCACUACAUCAUUAAAUUGGGAAAACCGACAAAAAGACAGUUAAUUCAGCAUGCGACUAAUUAUAUGCAUAGGUAUUUCAGAUUUUUCCACACGUUGAAUAAACUGUACCUUUUUCUUAAUUUCCCAUGAUGAGUUCAUUGUGUAGCAUUGUUUCCAAGGCCUUCUUUUUGAACGGACUGCGGAAGGCAAAUUUAGGAUAGUUAAUUAACAUAACCAAGAAAUAUGAAAUAAUGAUCUAUAGAAAACACUCAAAUUUCAACCCUGAAUGUAGUAGAUGCUAAAAAUGUGAUAUGUAAAAUUGUGGU
This is a messenger RNA of Carassius gibelio (silver crucian carp), 3512 nucleotides long. Its product is annotated as T-box transcription factor TBX4-like. The record is from RefSeq and is a predicted model, not a curated record. Gene Ontology annotation, biological process: angiogenesis; cell fate specification; regulation of transcription by RNA polymerase II. The coding region runs from base 337 to 1959 and encodes 540 amino acids. Gene Ontology annotation, cellular component: nucleus. Lineage: Eukaryota; Metazoa; Chordata; Actinopteri; Cypriniformes; Cyprinidae. Gene Ontology annotation, molecular function: DNA-binding transcription factor activity, RNA polymerase II-specific; RNA polymerase II cis-regulatory region sequence-specific DNA binding. The transcript has 9 exons.